Molecule: messenger RNA, 2757 nt
Organism: Wyeomyia smithii (pitcher-plant mosquito)
Lineage: Eukaryota; Metazoa; Arthropoda; Insecta; Diptera; Culicidae
Exons: 1
Coding region: 1-2757 (918 amino acids)
Molecular function (GO): nucleic acid binding
Source: RefSeq, a predicted model, not a curated record
AUGGGCAUAGUAAAACCGAGUAGAAUAAUCCUUUCCUCUGAAGACGAACGCGCGCAACUCAUGUUGGACACACUAACGUGUAAAAAGGGGAAACGUUAUGAGUCCGGUCUACUGUGGAGGUACGAUAAUGUUCGAUUACCCGACAGUAAAACAAAGGCACUGAAGCGUUGGCAAUGCCUGGAGCGUCGAAUGCAAACGGAUGAAUCUUUACGGAAUACUUUGGACCAAAAAAUCACCGAUUACCUCGCUAAGGGUUAUAUUAGGAAAUUAUCAAACGCCGAGCUCCAAUUUGAUCGUACACGUGUUUGGUAUUUGCCUGUUUUUCCAGUGGUGAAUCCCAAUAAACCUGAUAAAACGCGAUUGGUAUGGGAUGCAGCCGCUAAGGCAUACGGAGUGUCACUAAACUCUGUUCUGUUGAAAGGACCCGAUUACUUAACAUCGUUACUAAGUAUCUUGAUCCAAUUCCGGGAACAUCCGGUAGCAAUCUGUGGCGAUCUGAGGGAAAUGUAUCACCAGGUACUUAUACGUAAGGAAGAUCAACAUUGUCAGCGCUUUCUCUGGGGGCGCGACCCAGAUACAUACAUCAUGCAGGUGAUGACAUUUGGGGCCUGUUGUUCGCCUAGUACGGCUCAAUAUGUGAAAAAUAAACAUGCCGCAUCAUACGAGAAUGAAUUUCCCGCGGCCGUACGUGCUAUAAUCAAGCAACAUUAUGUUGACGACAUGCUCGUAAGUGUAGAAACAGAAAAAGAAGCGCUGUCACUCGCACGUGACGUUAACAUGAUUCACACAGAAGGUGGUUUCGAAAUGAGAAACUGGCGGUCCAAUUCAUCAGUUGUACAGGCCAAACUAAGUGAACUUCGGGAAACCGAGAAAAAUUUAUACGUUACUGGAGGCCUUACUACAGAGAAAAUCCUCGGGAUGUGGUGGAACACAGCGCAAGACUGCUUCACUUUCAAACUAUCGUCUAGGCAUGCAGAUGAGUUGCUUGCUGGGAGAAGAAGACCCACUAAACGAGAAGUCCUUCGCACGUUAAUGCUGACCUUUGACCCAAUGGGAUUAAUAGCUAAUUUUUUGAUGUAUCUUAAAGUAUUGUUGCAAGACAUUUGGCGCUCAGGAAUCGGCUGGGAUGACCCAAUCAAAGAACCAGAAUUCCAGAAAUGGCUGGUAUGGGUUAGAGUACUACAUCAAAUCGAGAAAUUAGAAGUUCGAAGGUGCUAUCGUACCGCUAGCUCUAAACACGCAGACGUUCAGCUGCACACAUUUGUUGAUGCCAGCGAAAACGGUUUUGCGGCUGCUACAUACCUUCGGUUCGAAGAGGGGUCCUCAAUCGAAUGUGUACUAGUAAGUGCUAAGACUAGAGUAGCUCCAAUUAAAUUUCUCUCGAUUCCCCGCUCCGAGUUACAAGCGGCUGUUCUCGGUAUGCGUCUAACGAAAACUAUUCUGGAAUCGCUAACUAUUGAUGUAAAAGAAGCACUGUAUUACACUGAUUCGAGAGAUGUAUGUUGCUGGCUGAAUUCAGACCAUAGGAGAUACAGCCAAUUCGUCGCCUUUCGAGUAAGUGAAAUCUUAGAGCAUACAGAGACAACAGAUUGGUAUUGGAUACCAACAAAAUAUAACGUCGCAGACGAAGGAACCAAAUGGAACGGAGUACCAAAACUAGAUUCAUCCAGUCGUUGGUUUCGCGGUCCCGAUUUUCUCUGGGAACCGGCUAAUAAGUGGCCCGUUUUGACGCAGCAAUGUGGUGAAACCGAUGUAGAUCUCCGUCCGCACCUGCUGAUGCAUAUGACGAUGGUGCAACCAUUAGUCUCACCUGAAAAAUUCUCAAGAUGGUCGACGCUGCUACGUCGCAUAGAAUCUAUCCAUAGAUUAGCGUUUAAUUGGAGAAGACUAGCUAAGAAGGAAAUUCCGACAAAAGGGCCAAUAACCCGUGAUGAACGAAUUCGUGCUCAGAACUAUCUUUAUCGUAUUGCUCAGGAAGAUACGUUCACCGACGAAAUCGCGAUACUGAAAGCAAGCAUUGAGUCCGGGGCAAGUAAACCGUUUCCAAAAAGUAGUCCAAUCUACAGAGUCAACCCGAAUCUAGAUCACCAAAACAUUAUUCGUGUGCAGGGUCGAACCGGUGCCUGCAAAUACAUUGAUAUAACGGCCACAAAUCCAGUAAUCCUACCUCGAGAACAUACUAUAACCAAAUUGAUUGUGGCACAUUUUCAUCUCAAGUUUCAUCAUCAAAAUCACGAAACUGUCGUGAACGAGCUACGACAGCAGUACUACAUUCCACGUCUCAAAGUGGUAUAUCAAAAGGUACGAAAGCAAUGUCAGCAAUGCAAAAAUGAUAGUGCAGUCCCUCGUCCACCUUUAAUGGCCACGCUACCUGAGGCGCGACUUGCCGCAUAUACAUCACCCUUUACUCAUAUGGGGGUGGACUAUUUCGGACCGAUAAAAGUGUCAUUAGGUCGUCGAACUGAAAAAAAAUGGGGAGUCCUUGCAACGUGUCUCACAACGCGAGCGAUCCAUCUGCAAAUCGCACACUCACUGUCUACAGAUUCCUGCAUCAUGGCACUCAGAAAUAUUUUUAGUCGCAGAGGAACUCCAGCAGUAAUUUACAGUGACCGCGGUACAAAUUUUCAGGGUGCACAUAACACACUAGAGACUGCGGUUUUAAACAUUGAUCAGAACAAACUCAUAAAAGAGUUUACUUCCAGUUACACCGAGUGGAAAUUCAAUCCCCCCGCGGCCCCGCAUAUGGGAGGUGCGUAG